This is a messenger RNA of Saccoglossus kowalevskii, 3176 nucleotides long. Its product is annotated as cell adhesion molecule-related/down-regulated by oncogenes-like. The record is from RefSeq and is a predicted model, not a curated record. Gene Ontology annotation, molecular function: protein binding. Gene Ontology annotation, biological process: nervous system development; cell-cell adhesion. Lineage: Eukaryota; Metazoa; Hemichordata; Enteropneusta; Harrimaniidae.
AUGAUCAGAAUUCUUGGAUUAAAGACAGCUGUCUGUCUGACAGAAACUAAGAUGGAUUGUAAAGUAAAUGAAGAAAUUAUCCAUGGACAAGAUUGUGGUGAAUUUGUAAUGAAAGAUGCAGAAAUAGCGCCAAGAUUUGUGCAGCAACCCGAACCACAAGUUGUGAGGAAAAAAAGUAAAGUUCGUUUUUACUGCGUGGCCGAACCUAGUAAUGUACAAAUACGAUGGAAAUAUAAUCGACAAUUCAUCUCAGCUAGUGAUGAUGCAGACUAUGAUAUCAGGGGAUCACAACUUAUUAUACGAUCAUUUCGACAUGAGAAAAAUAUAUUUACACAUACAGGACACUAUCAGUGUAUAGUUAAUAACUCGGUGGGAGCCAUUGCCAGCGUACCAGUACUGCUACAAGCUGCAUACAUCAAACCUUUCACAGAAGAGAUGGAUCCUAUAACAUAUGCUACAAAGGGUGAUACAACAAUAAUUCAUUGUUCACCACCAGAAAGUUUACCACCAGCACGAGUAGAAUACAGGUUUCAAGGAGAAUGGAUAGCAUUUGCCACAGAGAGAAUGAAAAUUCUACCAUCUGGUAAUUUACAAAUAGCAAAUGUUUCUUUACAAGACAAAGGAAACUAUAAGUGUUCAGCAUAUAAUACAGUCGCAGAGAAACGACAAACCCCAGUCAAUAGUACUAAACUUGUUAUCAUUGAUGAUGACUCAACUCAUGAAGACAGACCAGCACAGAUUAUAUCAACUACCAAAGCCACAGUUCGUGUUGGGGAAAAUGCUACUCUGGAGUGUGUGGGAAGCGGCAAACCUUUCCCGACAAUGUCCUGGAUGAGGCAAAAUGAUCCGAUGCCAACAGAAAGGACCAGUCAGUAUUUUGGCAACCUCAUUAUUCAUAAUGUGCAGGCUUCUGAUGAGGGACCCUAUCUAUGUGUAGCGACCAAUGAUAUCGGUUUUCCCUACAGGAAACAGGUGCUUUUGAGUGUCAUCGUUCCUCCAGUUAUUACCCGACCACCUGAAGAUGUUUCAGCUCGGAUUGGAGACACUGUGAGAUUUUUGUGUGAAAUAAGUGGUGGUAAUCCAAUCACUGACAUCACAUGGUUAUUUAAUUCAAAUCCAAUCUCAGAAAUGAGUCUCAAACAUUCUUUACUUGGUGAACAGUUACGAGUUCAUGAAAUCUCAGAAGCUCAGUUUGGUAUGUAUCAGUGCAUGGUGCAGAACAGAGAGGGAAUUGUGCAAGCUUCUGCUAGACUGCAACUCAAGAUCGGUUAUCCUGAAAUUCUAAAGCCACCUGUGGAUAUGACAGUAUUUGAAGGUGAGCCUGUGUUCAUUUCGUGUGGCGUUGAAGGUGACCCCGCUCCUACUGUUGCAUGGUUGAAGGACUUUGACAUUGGAGUGAUGAAUACACAUCGCACAUUUGUAUCCGAGGGUAGAAUGGGAGGUUUGACAAUACUCAAUGCUCUGCGCCAAGACGAGGGAGAGUACCAAUGUAUAGCUGAGAAUAUUCACAGUCAAGUCAGUGAGUCAGCGUAUCUCAAAGUGGAAGUGCCCAACCCUCCUCGGAAACCAUGGAUAACAAAGACUUCUGACACUUCAGUGAAAGUAGAGUGGAAUUGGGACAAAGCGGACAAUGGUGAUAGUCCACUAACCAUGUUCAAGGUACAAUACAGAGAUGUUCAUAGUUUAGAUGGUUAUAUCAUGGCUAGUGAUACCAUUACACCUGAUACAAGGAUGUAUGAGGUCACCAAUUUACUCCCAGAUAGUAUUUACAGAUUCCGUAUCAUUGCCAGUAACAUUUAUGGAGACAGCAGACCCAGUGAACUAUCACAUCGAUAUUUAUUGAAAGCUGACAGAUCAUCUACAGAACGCUAUGUUAGACCACCUGAAGUUGCCCCACAUAUCAUUAAUACCAAGGCAUUAAACUCCACAGCAAUCAGGGUCAAGUGGGAGUAUAUUGCGAGUCACGAUGGUGUUCCUAUCAAUGGGUUUUAUAUUUAUCAUCGGGAGACAGACAGCGAUGACGACAAAGAUUACAUACAGGAAACAGUGCAGGGGGUUAAUAAUAGGAUGUUUGUCAUCACGAACCUCGACCCUGAGACUAGUUACGAUAUUAAAAUGCAAAGUUUCAAUAAUGGGGGUGCCGGAGACUUCAGCAACGUCAUGAUAAGAGAAACAAUUCCCCUGUACAUGUCCACAACUGUCCAUCCAACCACAGUAAAAUACUACACAACAAAAGUAAUGGCUGACGUAGAUGACAGUAACAGUAGCAUAGACGAUCGAUCAGACACUGAAAUGCUGUACAUGAUAAUAGGAAUUGCUGUUGGAAUUAUGGUUCUCUUGAUUGCAAUUUUUGUGGCAAUGUGUCUCUGGAAAUCAAAACAGUAUUCUGGCAACCCAGUCACAAAAGUAGACAUAGAUUGGAACAAACGACAAUACUAUGAUCCAAACUACCCGACAUUUAUAGAUAACACCAGUGUUAAUGGUAGUACUAUACCUUGUAAUGCAUUGAAUAUACCAGAACAACGUGUGACUUCAUCACCGUCGCCACUACCACCACCACCGUUGCCACCGUUGCCACCGCUUCCACCACAGUUUGGAUUACCAAGUGGGCAUGUGUACUGCCAUGAUAUCAGUGCUGUUAAUUUUAAUAAUCCACAGGACUAUAAAGAAAUUGAACCAAAUAUUAUAAAUUCUCCUUUGUCUCAUGACAUGUCAUUCACUAGUAACCGUAGCGAUCACAGCUAUGGAACCUCAGUCAGUGAACACAAUAAGCGAAACAUUGAUGCAUAUUUCCUGAAUGGAACAGGAAACACUAUCAGCAGUACAAGCAGUAGGUGUGGCUGUUGCCAUGGAAAUGUGAAAGAACCACUGUGUACGUGUGACCAUCCACAUUCUCAUACUAAUAGCAGAAGUAAUAGACAUCGCAAACAGUACAAAGACCAUCAUGUACAGAAACCAACUGCAGAUUGCAACUGUAGCAGCACGUACUCUGGAACUGAAUCAGACCAGUGUUUAUCUGAUCCACCACCAAUCUUACCACCUACAGGGUUGUCGUUCACAGAUAUUAAACCAAUCAGCAAGCCUCGACAGUCAGAAUUAUAAGUAGAUGGUAACCUAGCAACAAAUAGUCAUUUCAAAGAAAUGAUUCCACCGAUAUCUUUAUCUGUUUAAGGCUU